AUGAACGCUACCGCGUUGAAUCAAGCGGCCACCGUCCGUGUAUCACAACGUCAGCCGCAAGCCUGCCGAGAAUGCACGAAACGCAAACGCAAAUGCGACAAACAAAAUCCCUGUUCGAGAUGUAAACGCUUAAAUCUGAAGUGCUCGAUAGAAAUUGUGCAGCUUAGACGCAACGCUGUGCAACAUGGGUCAGAAAUUCAGUUUUUGUAUUCGCUUUUGGCAGACCUCGAAUCAUCUCCAUCUGAUCCAGUGCCCGUUGUUGUUCAAAAGAUCAAAAAUCGAAUAUUUCGGCUAGAGACCGGCCAGGAUCCUGCAGAAUCAGAUGUAUCCAACACCCCCACGGCACCACGGGAAUCGAGUACAACCGAGGACCGGGCGCUUGGCAAAGUCUCAAUCGGUCCAACUGACAAUAAUACCUCAAAUCAAAUUGACUCAUCGCUUCUCACGGCUAUUGAGCAUCUCGCUUGGGGUCGUAAUUCUGCUGGAUGCUUUCCUCACAAGACGUGUGCGUGCCAGUAUCGCAAAGACAGUCUCCAGUCAUUAUCAAGCCCUCUUCUAGCCGAUGGACUCAAUCCGGGGCUGAAUUCUUCCUUUCCCAGUACUUCGGAUGCACAGAAGCUGAUCAAGUUCCAUUUAUGCCAUUUGGCUUGGCAUCAUAAUUGCAUUCAUGGUCCAACAUUUCUCGAGCAGUGCGAAUUAUUCUGGGAAUCUGGGAAGUUUGAUGAUCCUCUCUGGCAAGCGCUCUACUUUUCUGUCUUGACUUCCACCGUCAGCUCAAUCCAGGAUAGUGCAAAAGUAAGAGAGCUUGUUGAUGUCGACCUGCAGGCAAUACAAUCUUCACAUCAGCUGUUUUCUGCUAUGGUGCAGACCCUCUACAACUCAAAUUUUCUCAGCAAUCUCUCCAUAUACUCUGUUCAAGCAAUCGUCAUAUCGACCGAGGUAGCCCAUAAUCUUGGCUUGAGUCAGCUGAACGCGACUUUGUUCAAUGCUGCAGUACGAAUUGCUGAGUGCCUUGGGAUCCACAAGAUUCAGGAUCAAUCAACGAAACCUGCUCAGAGUAAAGAAGAAUGGGAUGAGAGGGUGGAACGAGAAGUAGGAAAGAGAUUAUGGUGCCAAAUGGUCAUCCAGGACCAUUUCGCCAUUCCCUUUACCGACACCUACAGUAUCUCUCCGAUGCAUUUCUCGACAGGGCGCCCCAUGAACGCAGACGACUAUGACUUGACGGAUAUGCCUAUCACAUCUCCCACCAUAAGCACUUACAUCCGCGUGCUUGUGAACCUGGCAGAAUUGAUGCCCGGUCUAGUUGACGGACUCGGUCCAAUGAAAUCCAGAAAGCCAAUGCGACAACAAUACGAGCACAUUCUGCAUAUAGACCAAAGAAUGAGAGCUGUUGUGAAAAACAUACCCCCCUUCCUUUUACGUGCGGAUAAAAUAAAGGAAGCGCAAAUCCCAUGGCUUGCUAUCGCUCGACGAAGUCUCGCCAUCACUGCAGCUGAGAAGAUUAUCAUGAUCCAUCGGCCGUUUCUCUUCCGUUCAUUCCAUGACCCGACAUAUACCUACUCAAGGCGUACCUGUGUUGCUGCCGCAAUGACAAUUCUGCGUGAGCACGAGGUAAUUGUGAGAGAAGGUGAUAUAUCGAUAUGGACCCAUACAGCCUUUGCGAUUACCGCCGCAGUCAUUAUGUGCUUUGAAGUUAAUGCAACUGCAGAGAAUCAGGUCACUACUGCCCAAAGCCACAGGGAUGCAAUAGUCGCGGCUCGUACCCGCCUUGCUGAUCGAACUAAUGAUGUGCUUGCUCAGCGAGGUGUGGCUUUGAUCGAUGCAAUUUUUACUGCCGAUACAGGCUUGGGUUCCGGCAAUAAAAUGAUUGACUUUGGUCAAAUUUUGGCUAAGUUCUCGACUUUUACGAGAAUGAAUCUAGGUCCUGACACCCCUGACACAUCAGUUAGCAGAUUCUCGAAUGCUGAUUCUCAGGAUGUGAUCGGUGCACAUUUUAACGAAAUGCAACCAGCGUGGGAUACAGCGGAAGAUAUCGAUUUUGAUGCAUGGUUCAAUGGAACAUUCCAUACUCUAAACGAUCCUCUGCAGUUUUGA
This is a messenger RNA of Penicillium vulpinum, 2094 nucleotides long. RefSeq lists its product as uncharacterized. The coding region runs from base 1 to 2094 and encodes 697 amino acids. NCBI's taxonomy places the organism in Eukaryota, Fungi, Ascomycota, Eurotiomycetes, Eurotiales, Aspergillaceae. Gene Ontology annotation, molecular function: zinc ion binding; DNA-binding transcription factor activity, RNA polymerase II-specific. Gene Ontology annotation, biological process: regulation of DNA-templated transcription. The transcript has 2 exons. The record is from RefSeq and is a predicted model, not a curated record.